Messenger RNA from Melanotaenia boesemani (Boeseman's rainbowfish), 1340 nucleotides. RefSeq names its product nuclear apoptosis inducing factor 1 (gene naif1). Lineage: Eukaryota; Metazoa; Chordata; Actinopteri; Atheriniformes; Melanotaeniidae. Gene Ontology annotation, cellular component: nucleus. Bases 113 to 1147 code for a protein of 344 amino acids. The transcript is spliced from 3 exons. The record is from RefSeq and is a predicted model, not a curated record.
AGAAGAAGCCGAUUCUGGAAGCCAUUACGCUGCGCACAUCAAUUGAGUAAAUCCUACUAUUUUUGCGUACAAUACGCACAAUUACCUUCGUUUAAGAGGGUUUUCUGCAGUUAUGGCAUCCGCCGCCAAAAAAAGAAAAAUGAAUUUUUCCGAGCGAGAGGUAGAAAUUAUUGUAGAAGAAAUUGAGAAACAAAAGCACACACUGGUUAACCACUUCAACGCUGGAGUCACCCACAUGGCAAAGAAUAACGCCUGGGUGGAUAUUCUGAAAAAGGUGAACGCUGUUACCACCUGUCCCAGAGAGUUACCCGAGGUGAAAAAGAAGUGGUCUGACAUGAAGACGGAGGUCCGGAGGAAAGUUGCCCAGGCUCGGGCUGCCAUUGAAGGAACAUCCACCGACUGCACUCCAGUUCCCGUCAUCCUCACGGCCAUGCAGCAGAGGAUCUGUAACCUCCUGGGGGAGGCCACCAUCAUCAGUCUGCCAGCUGGAGACUCGGAUGCUGAGAUAACUUUACCUGUUACAGUCAACGCCGCCGCCACCGUCACACUAACAGAAGCUCUCCCGGCCGUAGGGACAGUUUGUGAUGACACAAAGCCGCUGAACGCUGAGACAACAUACCACACCCUGGAGGAUGGAGGCGUGGUGGAGUACUGCACCACCGUUGGCGACUCCACUCCAACCGUAGUGGCUGCCGUCGAGGCUCCGGUGGAGAUGCUGGCUUCGUCCUCAGCUUCCCCGACACCACCUUCGAGCCAGGCCAAACCUCAGGAGCUGAAGAGUCGCAUCGCCCUAAACUCCGCCCGCCUGCUGCAGGAGCAGAGAGUAACAAACGUCCACAUCCGACAGAUCGCUCAGCACCUGGAAGGCCAGAACGAGCUGCUGCAGAUGAUGCGGCGCUCCCAGGAAUCUCAGGCACUGGCUCAGGAAAGGCAGGCCCAGGCCCUGGAGGGGACUCAAGCGGCCCUGCUUGCCUUGGUUCAGAUGCUUCGGCCCGCCCUCAAGGACCUGCGCAAGUUCCUACAGAGCAGCACCGAUGUGGCCAAUCACACCUCAGCAUUAGGACCCAUGGCUGAAGGAGCAGCAACAGAGGAGCCGAGCAGACAAAAAACACCUCCACAUCCACAGCAAGCGGAGGAGACACAAUAAACUGUUGGUUGUUUUACAGAAAACCACAAAAACUCAUCAAGAGAUGCCUUAAAGAGGGCCAUGUGGAGACUUCUCUAAUGUUUUAUGAUUUAGAGAAACUGUUAUAGAAGCAGUGAAGGUGUUCUUCUUUGAAACAUGAUCUUAAUGAUGUCCUGUUUUUACCCUUAAAACUCCAAAUCAUUUUUUACUUUCA